Molecule: messenger RNA, 873 nt
Organism: Penicillium angulare
Lineage: Eukaryota; Fungi; Ascomycota; Eurotiomycetes; Eurotiales; Aspergillaceae
Product: cytochrome c1 heme lyase CYT2
Exons: 1
Coding region: 1-873 (290 amino acids)
Biological process (GO): cytochrome c-heme linkage
Cellular component (GO): mitochondrion
Molecular function (GO): holocytochrome-c synthase activity
Source: RefSeq, a predicted model, not a curated record
AUGGCUGCUGGUGCAAGUACACCCUCUGCAUCUGCAGAGCCACCAGCGGCAAGUUGCCCUGUUGACCAUAAAACUCGGGAGGUCUGGUUACAACAACACGGAAACUCAUCUCAUCCUUCAACACCUGGGUCAUCCCUGGAGCAAGGCCAAACACCAGCCAAGAUGCAACGACCACUGUCAACAGACCGAGAAGUCAGCACUAUACCCCGUGCUGGUGAAGCAGCUUCUGGGAGGGUCUGCCCUGAAGGCCAAAGGCAAGCCCCGUCCGCGUAUGCCUCAUCCGAACAGGCCGCAUCACACGGUUGUCCCUCGAACGCGGAAUCCGAAACUGGCCGCGAUGAGGCCACGGGAAACUGGAUUUAUCCAUCUGAAAAGCAAUUCUUUGAAGCCUUAAUGCGCAAAGGCAAUACACCUGGCUCUACUUCCUCCGCCUCUGAACUCGCAACCUCAGUCGCCUCGAUCAUCCCUAUUCACAAUGCCGUUAACGAGCGUGCAUGGCAACAAAUCUUAGAUUGGGAACAAAAAGCCCCAUCAACAGAUCCUGGAAGUCAGAAGUGUGGUGGACCCAAAUUAUAUUCCUUUCGGGGGCUCGGAGUCGAGCCCCAGUUUCUGAGCCCUCGUGCGCGAGUCAACGGGUGGCUUGGCUAUCAACGGCCAUUUGAUCGACACGACUGGGUAGUCGAGCGGUGUGGUGGAGAACAAGUUGAGUAUGUAAUUGACUUCUACCAAGGGAAGUCUUCGGGCACUACGGGCCAGCCAGGUCUGACUGGAAAUGCUAGUCCAGGCAAGCUUAGCUUUUACCUGGACGUUCGGCCCAAGCUGAAUACAUAUGAAGGUUGGAGGCUACGGUUCAAUCGAUUUGUAGGCCUUUGA